GCGUGGUAGCGCUCACACUCCAGCUGAUCGGCCUCGACUCCCGGUGCGGUCCGUCGGACUGUACGCGGUUAUUAAAUUUAUCUAGUUUUAGUCCUAUUAAAUUCCAAAACCUUAUAGCACCCCGCGUUAUCGGCGACGUGUGCUUUGCAUGUCGCCGUUUUUGAAUCGAGGAUUACAUCACGAAAGCUUUCUUGGGAGGCGUCGAGCUGAGGAAGCUGAGGAAUUUGUCCCCACAACAAGCAGGCCGCUAGCUCAUCCCGGGUCUUUCUUAGGGCAGCCCGCCGCGUUCAGACAGCGAUGGGGGAUACAGGGAGUGAACGGAGCAAGCCGCCGAGUAACGUUAUACCUCCUCGCUGCCCUUGUGGAUUUUGGGGGUCGAGCAAAACCAUGAACCUCUGCUCCAAAUGUUUUGCAGACAUCCAGAAGAAGCAACCUGACGAAGAUUGCGCCUCAGAGCCCGCCCCUGGCUCCAGCAAUAGCCAAUCAGCAGUCUUCUGUAAUGAAACAAGCAGCAGCAGUAGCCAAACCCUGUCCUCCACGCCAGUCAGCUCAGAGGGGCCUUCGACAGAUGCCACGCCCCUCUCUGCGCAGGAAGAAGCUUCGAGUACAGAUACAGCCCGCGGCACGCUAUCCACUCCCACAAAACGACCCUGUGAUGCAGUCUCAGGUUCAGAGAGCGAGGCAUCCCCAGAGAAGCGGGUGCGAGUUGGAGAGCCCUCUGAAGAGUCUCCACGAGGGUCCAAGCAGAAGAACCGCCGGCGUUGCCAUCGCUGCCAAACCAAACUUGAGCUCGUACAACAGGAGCUGGGAUCCUGCCGCUGUGGAUACGUGUUUUGCAUGUUGCACCGGUUGCCAGAGCAGCACGACUGUCUGUUUGACCACCUUGGCCGCGGGAGAGAGGAGGCCGUGCUGAAGAUGGUCAAGCUGGACCGCAAGGUGGGACGGUCCUGCCAGCGCAUCGGAGAGGAGUGCUCCUGAACACACAAAUCUACGCACGCACACACGCACAUAUACACACACACACACAACGUGGAAGAGGAGAACAGGACAUACAUUCACAACAACAACUCCCUGCCAGCCCCACUUUUCCGUCUUGCCCUGAGGCCAGUGGUGCUUUGACCCUCAAUGCAGCUCCUACCCUCAGAGCACUGCUGAGUCAACCCUGAACUGUAUGACCUUCCUCACUCACCUAGCACUGUUAAAAACCUGCCUCCUUUCCCACACACAUACAGAUACCCACAUUCUUAUGGCUCUGAUACCCCUCACAGCUGUCUUAAGCCCAUUCCUAUGGACCUUGUUGGAAGACCCCUUUCACUAGAAAACACCAUCAUCCUGCCCAGAAAAAAGAAAACAGAAAGACCCUCCACUGGCCCUUUUAUGGCCCUCUCGACAUUGUCUCUGACCUCUGACCUCUACUCCACCUUCUGGUCCACACUGUCCCUUAUUUUCAUCAGCCUUACGUUUCUGUUAUGUUUCUCUCAGUUGCAGGCUUUCAAAUGUAGGUCAGUGGGUCAGGGGUCAUUGCUAAGACAAAAUCUCCUGCCUCAAGGUCAUGUACUGAGGAAGGGCUGAUCUGCCACGAACCUUUGACCUCUCCUUCCAUCCCCUCCACUUGAGAAAAGUCUGUGGUUUUUGGAGAACUGCUUUUUAUCCCUCCCCCCCAGACGCUGCGAUCGACCCCAGGGGAACACAUCAGUCGAUUUGAGGCUGUCUGGGAGUCUUCUUGAUCCAACUUCACAAGUCUCCUCCCAUACUGCGGACAGACAAGACGGUCAACUUUGAAAUGGCGAAGGAAUUUGACCCAGGGAGUUAGACGGGGAGGCUCCUUCCUUCCCCAGGUUGGCCCCAGGAGAAGCCACUUGAAGUUCUCCACACACUGGCUCUGCCCUAGCAUACAGGAAGCUACUCUCAUUUUAGAGACACACCAGUGCCUCUUUUCUGUCGUUCUGUACACUCACUCUCACCCUCACAACAUAUACAUGCUGUUUCAGUUACGUUUUCAUAUAUACAUAUACAUAAAUAAAUAUAUAUUAUAUAUAUUGUUGGGUCCGUGCGCGUGCAGCACAGGGACAGCAAGCUAAAUCAGACGGUACCCAUUGGACUGGGUUCAUUUGGGAUCAGGCCACAGCACAUUGACAGGUUGCCCCAGGGUUUAAUGGGAACUGUAGUUCAGGUCUGAAUAAAAACACACUCUGUAAACUCAUUACAAACUACAACUCCCAUAAGACCCCUCUGACGUAUUGAGUGACGCUCUGCCUCCAGAAAACAGCAGCGACUUUCAAUGGGAUUGUUCUUUUUGUCUCUUUUUCAUUUUCUCUUUCAAUCCAUCAUUUCUUCCCCUCUUCCCCACUCCCUGACCACCCCCCACCCCCACCCCCACCCCCAAUCCCAAUCCUAAUUUAGAGACGAUCUCCUUCAGUACAGUUUGUUGUUCGCUCGGCCACCUCUUUUGACAUUUUCUCCUCCCCCUCUCACACUCAUACUCUGUUUUUCCAAGAUGCUCAUACUUUUCUCAUUUCUUUGCAAGGAUGGGGUUUGAGGGAGGGCCAAGUCGGGGUGGGGCAAAAAGGGGCAAGGUAGAGCGCUAAAUUUACCCCUCACUUUUAUACUUUACGCUGUUUUUCCGUUGAGUUGUUGGAGGAGGACAGAGCUGACAAAGAUAAGUGAAUAUCCUGUAUCUUAAAAGAAAUCCUUAUUUAACCUUCUUUGUGUUUCUGAUUAACUCUCACUACUGCAUAGAGCUGCAUUUCUUUGCCCUUUUUAGGUUAACGUUGUUAAAAGGUUUAAAAAACAAUAUGGAUAAGAGAAUAAUUCUGUAGCCUUUCUUUGGGUUUAUUUGUUUUUGUUUUUUUUUUCUUUUUUUCCUUUCUUUCCUCCUUUUUGCUGAAAAAGAAUAAACUGGAUUAGUGAAGAGCGUGGUAGAUUGUUUCUGGUACUUUUAAAUCUUGAGUGUGUCUGGGUAUGUUUGGGUGGUAUAAGUAUUAUAAGGUUAAAAAUUAUCCAGGGAUUUCAAAAUGAUGACCAUAUUUCAAAAUUCUGUUGUUUAAUGUCUAUUCCACAUCUGAGCAGCCAAAUAAACAUAUUCCACCCAUUUA
Pygocentrus nattereri (red-bellied piranha) is the source of this 3095-nucleotide messenger RNA. It is a transcript of the gene zfand3, whose product is annotated as zinc finger, AN1-type domain 3. The record is from RefSeq and is a predicted model, not a curated record. Gene Ontology annotation, molecular function: DNA binding; zinc ion binding. The transcript has 6 exons. The coding region runs from base 298 to 978 and encodes 226 amino acids. NCBI's taxonomy places the organism in Eukaryota, Metazoa, Chordata, Actinopteri, Characiformes, Serrasalmidae.